AUGAAUCCUGAGUGGCUGAAUCAGAAAACCACACAGGUAGAUGAGAAUUGCGGGGGAAGGAACAUUGACGUGCACCAUACACGCGGAGGAUUUGGUGCUGUAAAAUCAGUGUAUAUAGUUGAGCAGAACAGUAAAUCUACAGCAUCAAAUCUACAGCAUCAAAUCUACAGCAUCAAAUCUACAGCAUCAAAUCUACAGCAUCAAAUCUACAGCAUCAGAUCUACAGCAUCAAAUCUACAGCAUCAGAUCUACAGCAUCAAAUCUACAGCAUCAAAUCUACAGCAUCAAAUCUACAGCAUCAAAUCUACAGCAUCAAAUCUACACAUCAAAUCUACAUCAUCAAAUCUAAAUCAUCAGAUCUACAGCAUCAGAUCUACAGCAUCAAAUCUACAGCAUCAAAUCUACAGCAUCAGAUCUACAGCAUCAAAUCUACAGCAUCAAAUCUACAGCAUCAGAUCUACAGCAUCAGAUCUACAGCAUCAGAUCUACAGCAUCAGAUCUACAGCAUCAGAUCUACAGCAUCAGAUCUACAUCAUCAAAUCUACAGCAUCAAAUCUACAGCAUCAGAUCUAUAACAUCAGAUCUACAGCAUCAGAUCUACAGCAUCAAAUCUACAGCAUCAGAUCUACAGCAUCAAAUCUACAGCAUCAAAUCUACAGCAUCAAAUCUACAGCAUCAAAUCUACAGCAUCAGAUCUACAGCAUCAAAUCUACAGCAUCAAAUCUACAGCAUCAAAUCUACAGCAUCAAAUCUACAGCAUCAGAUCUACAGCAUCAGAUCUACAGCAUCAGAUCUACAGCAUCAGAUCUACAGCAUCAAAUCUACAGCAUCAGAUCUACAGCAUCAGAUCUACAGAAUCAGAUCUACAGCAUCAAAUCUACAGCAUCAAAUCUACAGCAUCAGAUCUACAGCAUCAAAUCUACAGCAUCAAAUCUACAGCAUCAGAUCUAUAGCAUCAAAUCUACAGCAUCAAAUCUACAGCAUCAGAUCUACAGCAUCAAAUCUACAGCAUCAGAUCUACAGUAUCAAAGCUACAGCAUCAGAUCUACAGCAUCAGAUCUACAGCAUCAAAUCUACAGCAUCAAAUCUACAGCAUCAAAUCUACAGCAUCAAAUAUGCAGCAUCAAAUCUACAGCAUCAGAUCUACAGCAUCAAAUCUACAGCAUCAAAUCCGCAGCAUCAAAUCUGCAGCAUUCCAGAAUCAAAUAUGCAGACGGUAUUACGGGUCUUGAUGACGAUGUUUUGGGGUCAGUUGUGCCAAUUUUUUGUCAGCCGGGGGGAUGGCAGCUUUCUCGAGAGCGAAAACAACCUACGUUCUUCGUUGUGGUGUUGACGGAUAUCGACUCGGACCGUCACUACUGCGCAUGUCUGACCUUCCAUGAGGCCGAAAUCAACCUGCAGGGAACCAAGCACGGUCACAGCGAUGGCGACGACGAAGAUUCCGGGUUAAUUCAACCUGCACAAGUGUUCGCUCCGAAAAGUUUGGUGCUGGUGUCCAGAUUAGACUAUCCCGAAAUCUUCAGGGCCUGCCUGGGACUGAUCUAUACCGUCUAUGUGGACAGUCUGAACGUGUCCCUGGAGAACCUGGUAGCCAAUCUGGUGACCUGUAUCAUCCCAUCAGCCGGCGGAUCGCAGAAACUGUUCUCACUAGGAGCCGGGGAUCGGCAGCUGAUCCAGACGCCUCUAUACGACAGUCUGCCGGUGACGGGCACCAGCGUGGCGCUGCUUUUCCAGCAACUAGGAAUCCAGAACGUUCUCAGCCUCCUGUGUGCGGUCCUGACCGAAAACAAAGUCCUGUUCCACUCCUCCAGCUUCCAGCGCCUCAGCGACGCCUGCCGAGCACUAGAGGCGCUAAUGUACCCCUUAAAGUAUAGUUACCCCUACAUUCCCAUCCUCCCAGCACAGCUGCUCGAAGUCCUCAGCUCCCCCACUCCGUUUAUUAUUGGGGUCCAUUCCGUCUUCUGCUCCGAGCUCCAUGAUCUGCUGGAUGUCAUCAUCGCUGAUCUGGAUGGAGGAACCAUAAAGAUCCCAGAAUGUAUCCACUUGUCCCCGCUGCCCGAACCCCUGCUCCACCAGACGCAGACCGCACUGUCCCUCGUUCUUCAUCCGGAUCUUGAAGUGGCAGAUUACGCCUUCCCGCCGCUGCGCUCUUCUUUGUCCCACAUAAAGAUGCUGGAUAAAGAAGUGCGCGCCGUCUUCCUCAGAUUGUUCGCCCAGAUAUUUCAGGGAUACCGAUCCUGCCUUCAGCUCAUCAGGAUACACGCAGAACCCGUCAUACACUUCCACAAGGCCGCAUUCCUAGGACAGCGAGGGUUAAUAGAGAACGAUUUCCUCACUAAAGUGCUGAACGGGAUGGCGUUUGCCGGAUUCGUGUCAGAGCGCGGACCCCCGUACCGGGCCUGCGAUCUGUUCGAUGAGCUCGUGUCCCAUGGAGUAGAAAGAAUCAAAGAAGAAGAAAACUGCGACGCGCAGGAGACAUUAAAGCGAGUGAAGGAGCUGGCGGAGCAACUCUUCAAAAACGAAAACCCCAACCCCCACAUGGCGUUCCAGAAAGUCCCCAGGCCGACUGAGGGGUCCCACCUACGAGUCCACGUCCUGCCCUUCCCCAAGAUCAAUGACCUCAAAGUCCAGGAGCUGAUACAAGAUGGCGUCCACAAGAACCAGAACUCGCUGGCGGCGCGGCUGGAGAAAAAGUGCAUCGUCCCCGCAGGCUCCCCCGUCGUUUCCAUAGUGGACAAGACCAGCGCAGUGUUCAACAGCGCCCGGAGGCUGGAGGUCGUGCGGAACUGCAUCUUGUAUAUAUUCGAGAACAAAAUACUGGAAACCGAAAAGACGCUGGCCGCCGCGCUGCGCGCACUGAAGGGGAAAACCGCCAGACAGUGUCUGACUGAGGAGCUGGGCCACCACGUGAAGGAGAACAGGACCAUCCUCAACCACCAGCAGUUCGACUACAUCGUCCGGAUGAUGAACUGCACCCUGCAGGAUUGCUCCAGCUUUGAAGAAUAUAACAUCGCAGCGCAGCUUCUUCCUCUGGCCUCCGUGUUCUGCAGGAAGUUGUCGGCCGGUGUCAGUCAGUUCGCCUACACGUGUAUCCAGGAGCACGCCGUAUGGACCAACCAGCAGUUCUGGGAGACCACAUUCUACAACGACGUGCAGAGCCAGGUGCGGGUGCUCUACCUGAACACUAAGGACCAAGGGACCGCGCCAAAGGAGAAUGGCGUGGACACCUCGGGGCAUGAGAACACUGUCAUGGACCUGGCGGCGGAGCAGCUCCGUCUUUGGCCGUCGCUCAGCAAGCAGCAACAGCACGAACUGGUCCAGAGCGAGGAGAGCACCGUCUUCAGCCAGGCCAUACACUUCGCCAACCUCAUGGUCUAUAUCUUGGUCCCACUAGACACCAGCAAGAACAAACUGCUGCGGACUUCAGCCACUGGUGACUGGGAGAGCGGCAGCAACAGCAUCGUAACCAACAGUAUUGCCGGCAGUGUUGCGGAGAGUUACGACACGGAGAGCGGCUUUGAGGACUCUGAGAACGAUAUCGCCAAUUCGGUGGUCCGGUUCAUCACUAGGUUUAUUGAUAAAGUGUGCACGGAGAGCGGGGUGACGCAGGAGCACAUCAAGAGUCUGCACUGUAUGAUCCCAGGUAUUGUCGCUAUGCACAUUGAAACACUGGAGGCCGUACAUCGGGAAAGUAGACGACUACCUCCGAUCAAGAAGCCGAAAAUCCUCAGACCGGCCUUACUGCCCGGAGAAGAGUUUGUUUGUGAAGCCUUACGAGUCUUACUGGACCCCGACGGGAGGGAGGAAGCCACCGGAGGAAUUCUUGGAGGACCCCACAUCCUUCCUGCAGAGGGCGCCUUAUUCCUAACCACAUAUCGAAUCAUUUUCAAAGGCACCCCUCAUGACCCACUAGUUGGCGAGCAGAAUGUCAUCCGCAGCGUCCCCAUCUCCUCCAUCACCAAGGAGAAGAAGAUCAACGUACAGAACCAUCUGCAGCAGAACAUGCAGGAGGGGCUGCAGAUCCGCUCCGCCACCUUCCAGUUAAUCAAAGUGGCGUUCGAUGAAGAGGUCAGCCCGGAGAUGGUGGAUCUGUUUAAGAAGCAGCUGAUGAAGUUCCGCUAUCCGGUCUCCAUCUUCAGCACAUUCGCCUUUGCGGCGGGACAGGCGGCUCCGCCCAUCAUCUUGCCAAAACAAAAGGAAAAAAACACUUCGUUCAGGACUCUUUCCAAAACGAUAGUCAAAGGGGCGAAACGGGCCGGAAAGAUGACCAUUGGGCGGCCGUACGUGGCCAAAAAGAAAACUGGAACAAUAUUGGAGGAACGUGGAAGCCGCAACGAGGACGACGACAUCUCUGUUUCCGAUGACAACGAGCUGCCGAGCACAACGCUGAAAGCAGCUGAGAAGUCUACGAUGGAGCAGCUGGUGGAGCGCGCUUGUUUCCGGGACUACCAGCGCCUGGCGCUGGGGACCAUCAAUAACAGCUCCACGCGGCUGAAGUCCGAGCACUUCCGCGUAACGGCCAUGAACCGGAUGUACUCCCUGUGCCGGAGUUACCCCGGUCUCCUUGUUGUGCCGCAGUCGGUCCAGGACAGCAGCCUGCACAAGGUCGCGCGAUGUUACCGCCACAAUAGACUUCCUGCUGUCUCCUGGAAAAACUCCAAAACAAACGCCAUUUUACUCCGCUCCGGAGGUUUCCACGGAAAGACCGUUGUGGGUCUCUUUAAAUCUCAAAAUGCGCACACUGCCGCCCCGGCCUCAUCUCUAGAGUCGUCCAGCAGCAUCGAGCAGGAGAAAUACCUCCAGGCCCUGCUGAACGCCAUCUCUGUCCACUACAAAGUGAACGGCAACGGAAGCAACACCGUGCGGCCCACACUGGCCCUGUCACCAGGCAGCGCCAGAAAGAGCGGAGGGGUUAAGCAUGUUGUGCCAGGACACUUGGAUGGCAGUCCGUCCAAUAGCUUUACCCGAGGAGGUGUUUGGGCCAGUCUGCGCUCCAGCAAUCGCCUUAUCACCACCCAAACGCCACUGGUCGAUGUUGGUGCUCGGCUUUCGGGGAAGGAUCCCACCCCAUCCUACACGGACCAUACUACACUGCAGAACCAGCUGCUGAAGCGCCCUGCCGCCCUGUAUAUCUUUGGGGAGAAAUCUCAGCUAAGGGGCUUCAAGUUUGACUUCGCUCUGAAUUGUGAGUUUGUGCCGGUGGAGUUUGGCGACAACCGUCAGGUGAAGGCGAGUUUUAAGAAGCUUAUGCGCGCCUGCGUGCCCAGCGCUGUGCCGGGGGACUCAGACGCCACCUUCUUCAAGUCGCUAGGAGACUCCGAGUGGUUCCUGCAGCCAUUAAAGCCAAGUGCCAACAUCUCCACCUUGAGGAAGUGGGAGUAUUACACUGAGGAGACCUUGGCCUCGGGUCCUUCCUAUGAUUGGACGACCGUCCCGUCUCGGCUGAACCCGUCUGAAGAGCAGGUGGAGGAGACGUCCCAGCAGGGGAAGAGGAAAGUGGUGUGGCCGUGUUAUGACGAUGUGGCGAAGGUGCAGCCGGACGCCAUCACGCACCUGAUGAGUGAAAUCGAGCGGCUGGAGAACGCGCUAAACCAGAGUUCAGAGCGAUGGCAGCUUCUGUGGGAGAAGGCGAAGGUGAAACUCAAGGAGGACGCCAGGAAGGAGAAUAGGAACCCGGCCAGCCUGAUGUCCGCCAACCUGCAGUCCUAUCAGAAAACCUCAAUGGUGCAUCUGCCGGACAGCGGGUUAGGAGACGACCAGAACACCACAUCAUCACCCUCCAAUGGGGUGGACCGAAGGUCGGCAACACUAUACAAUCACUUUACCUCCAAGAAUGAAGAGAACAGGUCAUUUGAAGGAAUCUUGUAUAAGAGGGGGGCGCUGCUUAAGGGAUGGAAGCCGCGAUGGUUUGUACUUGACGUCACCAAGCACCAGCUCCGAUACUACGACUCUGGGGAAGAUGCCAGCUGUAAGGGACACAUAGACCUGGCGGACGUGGAGACGGUGGUGCCCGCCGCGCCAACCAUAGGAGUGCCAAAGCACGCCAGCGACAGGGCGUUUUUCGAUGUAAAAACCAGCAAGCGAGUCUACAACUUCUGCGCUCAGGAUGCACAAAGUGCCCAGCAGUGGAUGGACAAGAUACAGAGUUGUAUAUCAGACGCCUAAGUGCGCCCCCUAUGUCUGGAGCCGCCAGGACGCCGUUGACCAUAUCACCUCUUUCUAGGAAGGACUGUUUUGUUUUUUUUGCUAUUUUUCAGUUGUUUUUGAGUUAUGUGGUUCAGUGCCCCUUCCAGUCAGCUGACUGCAGAACCCGCCAAGCUGUGCAGCGGCAGGUCAGUGUCCUCGCUCCGCGUGGUGACCGGCACUUGGCAACUAUCAUAGCAUCUGUGCCCACCGCUAAAGAAGAAGAUGAAGUUUUUUUUCUUUUUUGAAGACCAAUUAAUUCUUAUGCAGCUAAAAAACAAAACAUUCCCCCCCAAAAAAUGUUUACGACAACAGAGGGGGAGACAGGGACUUGAAGCGGCAUUUAGGGGCGGAGCUUAGGGGUAAGUCUGAGCGAUUCAGGCUGAGCAGUUUACAGAACCCUGUACAGUUUUUUUGUUUUUUUUUCCCUCGAUGACAUUUGCGCAGUAUUUAAGCCUCGUGCGUGGUUUCUAUCGUGCAGUGCGGUGCUUUUUACUCUCUUUAUGUAUGGUUUGUGGCAGUAGGAAAAGGAUGACACACCCAUGCAAAAUGCUCCUUGAAGGGCAGAGCCCCGGGAUAUCAGCCGCAAUGGGCGGGGCCAGCUCUCCUAUUUUUGUAUAUAGAUAGAAAUGCACUACACAUCGUAUGCAAAGCACAUGCACUUAAAGCUACGUGAAAAGGGCGUAAUGAAGGAACGUUCGGAGUCCGUCAUGUACAUAAUUUUAUGAGAUGCUGUCACUGGACACCCCACACUCAUUCCUCGAAGAUAAAACAAGGGUCUUACCCCCCCCCCCUUCCUUCCUUCCUUUGUUUUGUGUGUGUUUAGGGGUCCCCCCACUCGUCUCCCAAUAAGGAAUGAAAUCCUCUGUUACCACUUGUGAUAUAUUCUCUUGACUGGAGUCCUUAGAUUUUAAACUGUUAAUAUGUUGAUCUUCUAUUACAAUUUGUACUGUAUAUAAAAACUUUUUGUAUCUUCUUAUGUCGCUGAUCCGUGUAAAUUUACAGUCUCCCUGCAGAAACAGCCAUAUAGGUCUAACCUCGGCUAGUUAUUGGGGGUUACCGAGAACCAAUACUACCAACACCCCUCCCCUAAAACUCAAACAUUCCUCCCCCCAGGAGUCUCCAUUUCCUGAUAGAUAUUCUCUUCAUUCGUUUUUUAGUUAUAUCUGUUCUGGUUGUAACCAAUAUUGCUGCAACCCAGCCAUCUCUGGCCUUUGAAUGACAGAUCUGCCUAGAUACUUUGUGUCCCCUUUUUAAUUACAUCAUCGAUGCACCAGCCAAACUAAGCCAACUUCCAUCUCGCUGCAUGAUGAGGCUGCUGGGAAAGCUGAUUGUCUAGUUAUGCAGAGUUAUUGGGGUCCUGUAUUAUGACAUAACUGAGCAGGGUCUCUAUUUGGGAUUCUGGGUGACAGAUCAUGUGAUAGCUGUUAUGGCGCCAUAUUAUCACGACACCCCCUAAGUGGUAAACCUAUCUACUUAUCUUAUUGGGGUCAGGUAUUAUAGCAGAACUGGAACUCAUGUGCCUCAGAGAGCUGGGUAGUAUCAUCUGUACGUGCUGUAAGGGCGGCCAUAUUGGAUUUCAACAAGUCUACCCAGAUAUAGAUAUAACUCAGAAGAAGAGGAAUCAGGGGCUUUCUGGGAAUUUACUUUUUUUGUAUUUUAGGGGAAGUGUAUUUUGACCUAAUCGCUGACCACAUAAAUUGGUGUCUUCUUCACCGCACAGUGCCAAAAACCCAACUAUAAAUAUCUAUAUAUAUAUAAAAAAAACUUGAAAUCCUCUGUUUAGUAGGAGAAAUCUCUUUUUUUGUAUCAGUCCCCACCCCCCACGUGUAUGAGCUUUUUUGUAUCACUCUGUUUUUAAAGGUCACACGUGGCACUGACACUUUGCACACAUGUGUUGUUUUGUAUAUGAUUUCCCUUUUUUUAUGUACUUUGUAAGAUAAAUGUCCCCUGCCCUCCCCCUGCUCUGUCAGACUCUGCGUCUAGAAAGAAACAAUUGUAAAACUUUUUUUUAACUUGUUUUAACACUUUUUUGCGUAUUUGUUAUGCUGUGUACAUUCAACAUCUUGUAAUAACUGCCCAGUCAAGUACUGUAAAUAAAUCUUACAUGCAGUACACACA
Molecule: messenger RNA, 8304 nt
Organism: Hyla sarda
Lineage: Eukaryota; Metazoa; Chordata; Amphibia; Anura; Hylidae
Gene: SBF2
Product: SET binding factor 2
Source: RefSeq, a predicted model, not a curated record